UGCCCUUCUCCGCCGGAAGUGGGUGCCGGUCGCCCCGGGCGACUGGCCUGAUGCUGCUGCAGGAGGAGGGAGGGAGUUGGAAAGGAAAGAGAAUGAUUUAAUGUGUUUUAACCGCCCCCACUCCCCGGCCCGAGUGGAAAACCGUUACCCGGGGAUGAGAAGCCGCCUUUGACGGUGAUGUGAAGGAGGAGGCCGUUGCGGGUGGGCGGGGCCUGUCUCCCCCCGCCCCCCCUCCUCCACAACAUCAUUGUUUUAUCCUCAGUGUCGCCUUUACAAAGAUAUACUUUCACUGCGUGUUAAUCCUGCCUUCGCUCGAGUGGCCUUUUGUUUUAAACCAUGUGUAUUUUUCCGGUUUCCCACUUGGCCGCUGGUGGAUUUCCCUCUCUCUGAGGUUUUAUUGUGUUUGUCCCCCCCCCCCCCCACAACAACAACAUCAUGGAGUUCCCUUUCGAUAUUAACCCCCUGUUCCCUGAGAGGGUCACCGUCCUGGAUCACCACCUGCAGCCCGGCCGGAGGAACAAUUCCAGCAAGGCCACCCUUGAGUAUCAGCUGGCUACAGUGUUGGACAAGAUGGGAGAGGCUUCAGCUAAGGCCCAGCAGUUGUCUGCGCCGAUCACCAGUGCCUCACGGAUGCAGAGCAACCGGCACCGGCUGUACCUCCUGAAAGACGGUCUCGCUAAUCAUGGAAAGGGAGCCACUAUUGGUUUCCUGAAGGUGGGCCACAAGAAGCUGUUCGUGUUGGAUGGGCGAGGUGCACAUAAUGAGAUGGAGCCCCUGUGUGUCCUGGACUUCUAUGUGCAUGUGUCACUGCAGCGCCAUGGUUACGGGAAGGAGCUGUUUGACUACAUGAUUCAGUACGAAGGCACAAAGCCACACCACCUGGCCAUUGAUCGCCCCUCUAGCAAGUUCCUCAGCUUCCUCAAGAAACACUACGGCCUAGCAGCCACAAUUCCUCAGGUUAAUAACUUUGUGGUGUUUGAAAGUUUCUUCCGGGACAGACAGAUGCGAGGGGAACGGCUGGUUCACAGGACUAUCCCGAAGAAGGUGGAACAGGAUAUUAAACCCUACUCCAUUACUGUGCGGGAUGGUGCUCCGGAAGAGCAGGAGCUUCCCUGGCCCUUCAAUCAGUCGCCCUCUCUGACUCGCUCCAACAGCCUGGGCCGCAGCCCCCACCGGCAGCCGGGCCGCGGCCAGUUCAGCCACCAGGAGGCGCUGCGACACGUCAGAGUGGCACAUUCCCGGGCGGUGAAUGGCAUGAGGGAGGCCGACGACCCGACGGCCCAGAGGAGACGGACCAGUACACCUGAGCAACAAGGGAUGGUCGCCAUGGGGAGCAGGUACAGCCGUUACAACAAGAGCAGCUCUCAGUCUCCCGACUGUGUGACAGAGCGGUCAAGGUCAGCAGUUUCCAACCAGGAGUCGCCAGGGCGGAAUGGUGAUGUGCUACAGCGGGAAACUGGGGGGACGCACUCCCUGAACGCCGACCCUGACCAGCUCACCCAGCGUCUACCACCAUUGGAUCUUGGAAGCCUGACCCCCCAUUCAGACUCGGACUCUCCCCGGACCCGCGUCGGGGAAGCCGAUCCCCUGCUGGCGCCCAGGGGAGUGGAGCGUCCCAUCGCCCGGCACCGAGAACCGAGCCAAGGAGACUCCCGGGCCCAGGAAGGAGGGAGGCAGGAGGAGCGGCGCGGGCCGGGCCACGACGGGGACAGUGGGCAGGCUGCGGCCUGCGGUGAGCUGAGGCCCAAGGCCGGUCUGGAGGAGCGGCAGCUCGGCCUGCAGGGGCAGGGCAAGGGUCGGGGCAGCUGGACCGAGCUGAAGGGGCCCCUCACCGCCCAGUGGAUACGGCACAAACACGAGUUCCGCAACACCAGGCCCUGGUGAAGGCAAUACCACCGGCACAGGCCGGGGCGAGGAGUGGGGAGCCAGGAGGGUAAUG
Hemiscyllium ocellatum (epaulette shark) is the source of this 1939-nucleotide messenger RNA. It is a transcript of the gene atat1, whose product is annotated as alpha tubulin acetyltransferase 1. Gene Ontology annotation, biological process: alpha-tubulin acetylation. Gene Ontology annotation, molecular function: tubulin N-acetyltransferase activity. Lineage: Eukaryota; Metazoa; Chordata; Chondrichthyes; Orectolobiformes; Hemiscylliidae. Bases 436 to 1884 code for a protein of 482 amino acids. The record is from RefSeq and is a predicted model, not a curated record. The transcript is spliced from 12 exons. Gene Ontology annotation, cellular component: microtubule.